AUGUACAAGACUCUCGCCUCCACCAUCACUGCCAUCGCGGCUCUUGCUGCUACCGCCUCUGCCCACGGUUCCCUCACUGGUGUCAGCCUCAAUGGCGUCUACGAGCAGGGUUACCUGAUCGAGUACUACUAUGCCAUGCAGCAAGGCGGCAAGGUCCCUGAGCACCUUGGCUGGUAUGCCGAGAACCUCGACAACGGCUUCGUAGAGCCAUCCAAUUUCGGCACUGGCGAUAUCAUCUGCCACAAGGCCGGUAGCCCCAAGGGUAGCUCGGACACAAUGGGCAAGAUCCCCGCCGGUGGCAAGAUCGACUUCCACUGGAACACAUGGCCCGCAUCCCACGUUGGUCCUGUCCUCACUUACGCUGCUUCCUACACUGGCGACAUCCAGUCUGUCAAGAAGGAGGACCUCAAGUGGUUCAAGAUUGAGGGUGUUGGUUACGAGAACGGCGAGUGGGCUGCCGUCAAGAUGAUUGCCAACAACAACACCUGGACCACUACCGUCCCUGAGAACCUUGCCGCUGGCAAGUACGUCUUCCGCCACGAGAUCAUUGCGCUCCACGCCGCUGGCCAGGAGAACGGUGCCCAGAACUACCCCCAGUGUGUCAACAUUGAGGUCACCGGCAGCGGUACCGAGAAGCCCGAGGGUGUUGUUGGUACCAAGCUCUACACUCCCACCGACCCCGGUAUCAAGUUCGACGUCUACCAGAGCAAGCUCGACAGCUACGUCGUCCCUGGUCCUGCCCCCAUGAGCGCUGGCUCCGGCUCUGGCUCUGGCUCCACCCCUGCCCCCUCCAAGCCUGCUCCCUCAUCUGCCCCCUCCAGCUCGCCUUCUGCUCCCUCGCCAAGCGCAUCUGCUCCUACUGCUUCCGUCACCCCUGAGGCCCAGAACCCUGCUCCUUCCACUGCUCCUUCAAGCGGUAACCUCCCCGAGACCUUCACCCUCGACACCUUCAUCACCUGGCUCGAGGGCAAGGCCAGCAGCUCUGCUAGCAAGGCCCGCCGCCACGCUCGCGCUUUCCUGUAA
This is a messenger RNA of Bipolaris zeicola 26-R-13, 1023 nucleotides long. RefSeq names its product lytic polysaccharide monooxygenase. The transcript has a single exon. The coding region runs from base 1 to 1023 and encodes 340 amino acids. The record is from RefSeq and is a predicted model, not a curated record. NCBI's taxonomy places the organism in Eukaryota, Fungi, Ascomycota, Dothideomycetes, Pleosporales, Pleosporaceae.